This is a messenger RNA of Ostrea edulis (European flat oyster), 4731 nucleotides long. Its product is annotated as molybdenum cofactor biosynthesis protein 1-like. The transcript has a single exon. The record is from RefSeq and is a predicted model, not a curated record. The coding region runs from base 379 to 1533 and encodes 384 amino acids. Gene Ontology annotation, molecular function: 4 iron, 4 sulfur cluster binding; metal ion binding; cyclic pyranopterin monophosphate synthase activity. Gene Ontology annotation, biological process: Mo-molybdopterin cofactor biosynthetic process. Lineage: Eukaryota; Metazoa; Mollusca; Bivalvia; Ostreida; Ostreidae.
UUCUUCAUACGUGCUAACUUAGCGUAUUAAAUGCAUCUUUAACAUCGGCAUAUUUUGUUUCUCUGAAUAAUAUGAAUAUUUCGAUGCAUGAAAUCUUUCGAGAAAGACUUACUAAGAUCGCAAGUACUUUCAUUUUCACUUUGAGAUUGUUGACAUAGGGGUCAUACUUCUGCCAUGUGUGCAGAAACAUUUUAUAAAUGACGUAGAAAACAGGACUUAUUCAACGUACCAACUAAAAACUUACUUUUGCUUAACGCCAUCAACUGAUUUAACUUCAUGUAGACGUUUGUCAAUAUGACCUAAUUCCUGAUCCUGUUGUCCUAUAUCUUACCUGACUGUCGGGUCACAAAUUUUUGUUGUUGCUGGAAUUUUUCUAAAAUGAGGAGACGAUUUUUAGGAGCGUUUCGGAAUAUUCAAACGUGUUCUGGUUACCCAGCCACCGGGAGGAUCGUAGGAAGGCGAACACAGUUCACAACGUGCCUGGAGCAGGAGACUGAGGAAGAAAAACCCACUGUGUCCGAACCUAAAGAAAAGAAGACAUCAGUAUUGACAGAUUUAUUUGGGAGACACCACAACUACCUCAGAAUAUCAAUAAGUGAGCGAUGCAACUUACGGUGCCAGUACUGCAUGCCAGAGGAAGGGGUGGACUUAACACCCAAGGAGCGGAUUCUGUCCGGCAAGGAAAUAAUACGCAUUGCAGAAUUGUUCAUGAGACAGGGAGUAAACAAGAUCCGCCUGACUGGAGGAGAGCCUUUAGUGCGAGCCGACCUUGUGGACAUCGUUCGGGGGAUAAAUUCCUAUGGUUCUCAACAUGGUUUGCAGACAAUAGCUAUGACGACAAAUGGAGUAACACUGGGAAGGAAAUUGCCUCUACUGAAGGAAGCUGGCCUAAAUUUGAUAAAUAUCAGUCUGGAUACCCUAAUUCCUGCAAAGUUUGAGUUUAUCACAAGGAGGAAGGGGUGGGACCGAGUGAUGAAAAGCAUUGAUGUUGCACUGGAUUUGGGAUACAGUCCAGUGAAAGUGAACUGUGUGGUGAUGAGAGGAGUGAAUGAGGAGGAAAUAGUGGACUUUGUCAAUCUGACAAAGGACAAAAAUGUGGAUGUUCGGUUUAUUGAGUACAUGCCGUUUGAUGGAAACAGGUGGAACUUUAAGAAGAUGGUGUCCUAUGCUGAAAUGAUUGACACUAUAAAAUCGAGCUAUCCAGACCUCCAACGAAUGUCCGAUCAGGCUAAUGAUACUUCAAAAGCCUACAAAGUUCCAGGACAUGUUGGACAGUUAGGGUUCAUCACCUCCAUGAGCGAACAUUUCUGUGGAUCCUGCAAUAGGCUCCGCGUCACCGCUGACGGAAACUUGAAGGUGUGCUUGUUUGGGAAUGCUGAAGUGUCUUUGAGAGACCUCCUCCGUGGAGAAGCAGAGGAUGAGGAAAUAUGGCAGGUCAUUGAGGAGGCUGUCAAACGCAAGAAAAAACAGCAUGCAGGGAUGUUUAACCUAUCCAAAAUGAAAAACAGGCCUAUGAUUUUAAUAGGGGGAUAAAGCUACCAACCGUCUACGGGCAUCUAAUGAUGAAGGGGCAGUUUUAUUAUCUACACCAUUAUAAAACUGUGAAUCUGUGAUAUUAGUUGCAAGAUCUAACUCGAUCAUAAAUACAGUCACUGUGGUAUAUUGGAAUGUACACAUAUGUCCACAAUUAAAAGUUUCAUCCAUCAAGGGAUUUGUGGUGCUAAUCAUGUAUUUGUUUUGAAUUCCCAAACAUGAUUCAUUUAAAUGCUUUACAUCAUUCCAGUGUAUACCAGAUGUAUGUGUCAAAGAUUUGUACUUGGUGCAUUUUAUAUUAUAAUCGUAUUAAAUUUUUAUUCCACAGAUCCUAUGUCCCUGAAAAUUUGAUAUUAUUUAUUACAAUUAUUGAAUAAUGUUGAUUAUUAUUGAAUUUUUAAAAAAUGUAUUUGAAUUCAUGAAUCGAAAAUCAUCAGUGAUUUAAUGAUGGACAUAGUUUACAUUUGUAAUGUAUUUGCCUUUCAAGGCUUUGAUAAUUUACAAAUUGUAAUGGUAGAUAGCUGUAUCCUCGAGAAUGUGCUGCAGUGCCGCUUCAUGUCGGCAUACUUUUCACGAAGCCCUAACACGCUUCCUGAUCAUUAAAUGAAGUAUGCUGUCGUGAAGCAUCACAGUUCACGCCGGUAUGAAAUAUAUUUCUUAAUUGAGUUUAUAGAUCUGUUAUGGUAGAUUUUACUGAUCACAGGUUGUAGAAGAUAGUAGAUUGUACAAUGGGAAUCAUGUUUCUACCCCACCCCCCACCCCACCCCCAACAUAUUGGCCCUAUCUAUCUUUCUUGCAGCAAUUAUAAUUUUUUGUGAAACAAGACCACUCUGAACAAACAAAAUCUUCAUCAUAUAAUAAUAUGUAGUUUAAUAAAACAGGUCAAAAUUAAAUUGCAAUGCAUCAGGGCUAUAAAUGAAAAUUAAGAUCCCAAUAUGCAGUAUGUAGGCUAGUCUAAUUGAUCUAUACAUGCAAUGCCAUAUAAUAUUUCAAAUAUAAAAAUCUUAAGGGUAGAUAAUAUCUCAUAUUAUGAGAACUGUACUUGAUGAACGUUGAGUUUGAAACUUAGAAAGCUCCACUGAUUUUUACCACAUGUCUUGAAAUCACUCUUGCGGUAAAAUAUCGUACAUGUAUUAAGAAAAAUUUUCCUGAUUGAAGCAUGGAAACUAAUAUAUUUGAAUUGAAAGAUUCACGGGUGCUUGUGGACAGGACUCCCCCAAAAUCCUUGUAUUUUGCAAUGUCAAAUGCCCUGGGUUAGCAUAUAUUUUUCACAAAAUUUACUGAAACAGAUCCACAUGGAAGCAGUUUUUAAAUCAUAAAGGUAAACAGUCAUAUCCUUGAUCAUAAUAGAUCUCGACACAAAAUGGUUUUUAUGUGGAAUUUGUUUAUUUCAUUGAAUAUAAAAACACCCUAUAGUUAAAUAUUUUGUGAAAAAUAUACACUUAUUAUACCCUAGGCAUUGAACAUUAAAAAAUACGAGGGGAGGGGGUGUGUGUCCACAAGCAACUAUAAAAAGUUUUUAAAAUUUCUGCAUGGACAGAUUCAGCAUUCCCGGUAUGAAAAUUGACAUGUUCGGUUAUAUAUAAUAAUUAACAUGUUCACUUUCCAGGUAUAUAUAUUAAUUAACAUGUAUGAAUUGACAUUUUCGGUUAUAUAUAAUAAUUAACAUGUAUUUUUGGAGUUGGAAAUUUUUUAGAUUUGAUCCCUGAAAGGUAGCAAAUUAUAUUCUGUGGCUGCAUUAUAAAAAUACAUGUACACUUAGAUGAUAUAGUUUGUUGUUUAGAAUAUUUUUGGAAUGUAUAGUUUUUGUGGAUUUUUCUUAUCUGCAAAAUGUAGACAACUGCGGAAUAUACCGGUAUAAUUCAAUAGUUGACAGGAGGGUUUUGAGGUUGUGAAAUUAUCGACCAUUAGCAAAGCCUGUGAUACAUUGGUAUCAGUAUUUAAUGGUGGAAGAUGUCAGUGAAAUAUAUCACAUUGAUGAAUUUAGAUAAUUGAUAUUUUAUAUAUAUUUAUUUUUUAUUGCUCAUGAUUAAUUGCACUGCGAGUGUUUAAGUGGCAUGGCACAUUAAUUAUUAUAUAUAAAACAUUUGUAUACAUAGAGAAUUAUAAUCCUUUAACAUUUUCAUGAAUUUGAAAGGCAUUAUGAAGAUAUUAUUCAAGAUUAUACAUUUAUUGCAUGAUAGUGAGGGAGAUAUGAAGAUUUAUUCACCCAAGAAAAGUCAUAUUCCCCGAGGGCAACGCCCGAGGGGAAUAUGAUUUUUCUUGGGUGAAUAAAUCUUCAUAUCUCCCAAACAUUCAUGCAAUAAAUUGUUUAUUAUACCGAAACAAAGCAAGACCACAAAAUUGCAUUUGAGAUUGGAGUCCGCUCAUCUAUACGUUGUACAUGUAUGUAGCUGAGAUUGCCCUAACGGUAACACCACGCCUCAAUGAAUUAGAAGGUACAAACAGCGAAAUACAGUGAUAUGAUAACCAGUUUUUGUUUUACCAUUCUCCUUGAAUGCUCAUUUGCUUGUUUUUGUAUCAACCAAAAUCAGGGGAUUUAACUGUGUAUCAGAGAACCGCAUGUUUUGUGCCUUAGGAAUUAUGGAAGUAGAAUGACUCGGACUUAUUGAGACGUCACAAUACAUUUCGUCGUCUUUGACGUUAAAUUUAUGGAAAAUACACAAGGCUGCCCAAGCGGUAAAUAUGAUAGGGAGAUAUGAUGUUUGAGAGGGAGAUAUGAAGUUUUGUUAUCCAUGGCAUGUGACCGUCUAGACCAAUCUGAUUACUCAUUGCAUAGAAUUCUCAUACUGAGGUAUAAUAAUUUCUUUUAUUUUUAACACUUAGCAAAUAUACAAGUAUGAAAACUAAUGUUUUUCUCUUCAAUACUGCUUUAUAUACGUGUAUUAAUUUACAUCAAAGUUUGCUGUAUUAUAGCGAGGACAUUUUGGAACGAUCUUUAUGAAAUUUAUCCUUUUAUCCUCAAUAUUGGUAAAAUAUACAACACCGGUUAUAACAUACAUUGUAUAUUCAUGUGAUGACCAGUGGCAAUGACAUUCGUAAUUUGAUGAUUUGCAUUUUAUAUUAUGCUGCCAUGAUGGGUUAUUAAUGAUUAUGAUUAUUUGUAAUACAUGUAUAUAUAUAUUUCAUAUUAUAUAUUUAACAUCUAUUAUAUUUUCUAUAAACAAAACAAAUAAAUCCUAAGUGGUAGUGCUCUGA